GUUGUUGUAUACCAAAAUGUCGACCAUGCUUUCGCAAGUUCAGGCACUUCGACCGAAGUUAGUCUCGGGAGCAACUAGCUCACUGUUUGCACAAGCACAUUUGCCAUCAAGAUCAUCACUUACCUCAGAAUUGAUGCAAGUGCGUUGGGCUACAAAGAAGUCCGGAGGUUCUACUCGCAACGGUAGAGACUCUGCAGGUCGACGUCUUGGUGUCAAGAAGUUCGGCGGUCAAGAGGUCAUCCCAGGCAAUAUUAUUGUUCGACAGCGAGGAACCAAAUUCCACCCCGGCGAUAAUGUCGAUAUGGGUAAAGAUCAUACUAUCUAUGCCUUGCAACCCGGCUUCGUCCACUUUUACAAGGACCCCACGCAACCCAAACGUAGAUUUGUUGGAGUCGUCUUUGAUAGAGAGCAAACCUUGCCAACUCCCUCUCAUCAGCCCAAGCCACGCCUGUUUGACCUCGUUGACUUGGAAGUCUGGGAAAGCCAACGACAACAGAAACUCAAGGAGCUUCAGAACUAAAAAAGAAAAAUUCACCCCUCAUCUCCCACAUACUACGCUAACUUUUUUCUUAGAACCCAAAAUUACAUCCAAACUGUCAAUGUAAAUAAUAGCAUUCGUGCCCCCCAUGGCCGAUUGCAAACACAUCUUGGAUAUCUGCCCUACAAUAAAUAGACUGAUCCAAAAAAAAAUGGUUAAUUGAAACGUGAUAAUGGUAGUUUAUGAAUCAAGAGUAUCUUGAACAGAUAUUGUACAAUCAAACUUUGAAGAGAGCGUGUUGUUCUCUAUAUG
Molecule: messenger RNA, 790 nt
Organism: Umbelopsis ramanniana AG
Lineage: Eukaryota; Fungi; Mucoromycota; Umbelopsidomycetes; Umbelopsidales; Umbelopsidaceae
Exons: 3
Coding region: 17-520 (167 amino acids)
Biological process (GO): translation
Cellular component (GO): mitochondrial large ribosomal subunit; ribosome
Molecular function (GO): structural constituent of ribosome
Source: RefSeq, a predicted model, not a curated record